AUGGAGCAGAUUGGGCGCAUGUGGCUUGAUAGUGGAUCAAGUGGUGGAUCACCAUUCAGUGGUGUCACCUGGUGCUCAUCUCACUACAACUACACUCACUCAUUACCAUCCAUCAUACUCACACGCCUGAGUGAGGGUGGUAAGGCAGCCAUGUUGGUGGAGACAGGAAGGGUGUUCUCUCAGGACCAGCUGGCCCCGGACCAGCUCCUCCAGGGACUGUGGGGCGACACUAGAACCACCUGCCGGGGACUCAUCGUUGACCUCUCAGUAACCAGUGUCAACAAUACUCAAUAUAUUUUCAGGCUAGUAGAAGAGUCAGAGAUGUGGAAGCUGUCAAAGACGAUAGUGGUGGUUGUUGGAGGAAGGGCGGGGGUGAAGGAUGCGCUUCUCCACCACAGUUUGCGCAACACUCCCCACGCCUUGUACCUGGCUCUCCACGACAACACCCUACACGACCUCACCCACCACGACUCACUACAUCUUGGCUCACGCAUAGAGAAAGCCUUACCAAUGGAAGCUUCCGGGUGCGCUAGUGUGUGGGUGUACCGACGGUGUUUGUACUGCAACAAGGGAGACGCUGACGUUCAACUUGUUCUUCAGAAUACCGCCCUAUCAUUCUUCAAGCUUCAUGGCAAUCUCUUCCCUGACGAGUUCAAGAACUUCAUGAGUCAUAAGUACCUGGUGGUAGCCCUGCGCUACUUCCCUUACAUGGACUACCAGAGACACAACAACCAGCCAGGCACCACAGUCACGCCCACCGACUCCCUCGACUUCAGAAUACUGUCCACCCUUACCAGCCUUCUUAACUUCACGUACGAGAUGCAUGAACAGCGUGAGUUCCAAUGGGGCGUACCGACCAAUGGCAAGUUUAAUGGCAUGAUAGGCGAGCUACAGCGUGAAGAAUCUGACUUUUGCAUGAUCGCGGCGCCCACGCCAGAGCGCCUCCAGGCUAUCGACUAUACUAAGGGAUACACUCCUGAUGUUAUGAUCGUGUUAUCCCUCAGACCAACAUUGCUCCCAGAGAACCUUUCGUUGAUACGACCCUUUACAGGAGAACUGUGGCUGGUGGUGAUGGCGAGCGUGGUGGGUUGGGGCACAAGUCUGUGGCUUCUGCAGAAAGUGUGGCAGUGGGCAGCGGGUGGGCAGGUGGUCAAGUUCACUACUUCUCUCCUAUACAGCUGGGGCGCGCUGCUGAACAUCCCACCUUCAGAUCCCUCGGUCAACGUUUCGGGACAAAUAUUGGUGGGAUUCUGGCUUUUAUUCUGUUUGGUCAUCACUACUGGGUACAAUUCGUCCUUGAUCGCUCACCUGUCGGUCCAGGGAAAGUCAAAGACCAUCGAAGGGUUCAGAGACUUGGUAGAGCGAGACAACUGGAAGUGGGGGAGUGAGGGUUGGUUCAUGACAGGGGUCCCCUUGGAGUAUUUUUCUAAGCAUACUGAUCCAAUGGUCAAGAAGAUAUAUGAAGAUAUGGAGUUAUUGAAGAUUGACGAAGCCUUCCGGAAAGUGCUGAAGGGCGGAUACUCUUUUAUCAGCUUCAAAAACUACGCCAAAGUCAUCAUCGCUUCCUCUUAUACCGACACUUUCGGUAACACUCCUUUAUACAUCGGCAAGGAGGAAAUCCCUAUCUUCGUGGUCUCAGGAUGGGGCUUCAGGAAGGGUGCACCAUUUCAUUCAAGAUUUAGUCAAUUGAUUUUCCGGCUUGAAGAUACUGGUAUUAUAAGUUACUGGAAUAAGGAGGUGAUGGCUAGACGAGUGAGGGAGAACAGAGCGGCAGCUGCUGAGGACUCAUUCGCUGUCCUGAGGGAAACUAUACAGGAGGAGAGGAAGGAAGUGGUACUAGGGUUGGGUCACCUGCAGGGCGCCUUCUACCUGCUACUGCUGGGCUCCAGCACGGCCUUCUUCACCCUGCUGGGGGAACACCUCAACCACAGGCUCACUUCACCUAAGUAA
Messenger RNA from Cherax quadricarinatus, 1950 nucleotides. Its product is annotated as ionotropic receptor 21a-like. Gene Ontology annotation, cellular component: membrane. Gene Ontology annotation, molecular function: ligand-gated monoatomic ion channel activity. The record is from RefSeq and is a predicted model, not a curated record. NCBI's taxonomy places the organism in Eukaryota, Metazoa, Arthropoda, Malacostraca, Decapoda, Parastacidae.